AUGAUUCUCAGGAAACAGAAGCUCGCCCUGCUCCUUCUUCUCCCCGUCCUGGCCUCGGCCGCCGCCGUCGACAAGGCCGCCAACACUGACGUGGGCACCAAGGAGGACGGCAAGCCGCACGCAGGCCCCUUUGUGGACAUCCCUACGGACAAACCAAAGCAAAGCGACUAUGAUACUGCAAAGGUAGACCACCAGACGCUCGAGGACGUGCUGGCCGACCAAAAGAAGAAGUUGCAGGCAGGCUCGAAGGAUGGCGUCAUGGACGACACGGAUCGCGCCUCGCCGAAGAAGGGGACGACUGGAACCGAGGGCGGCGUUUCCGAACGAAACAAGGUUCACAAAGCGCUGGAGGAAGAGAAGGGUAGUAGACUGGAGAAGAUUCCCGUGUCCCCCGACCAGGCGCGACCAUUGCCGCACGGCGAGAAAGGACGCAGUGGUCUGGAUCCCAUUAAUGGGGACGAGGUGACGGGCGACCAGAAAGCGAAAGGAGCAGCUGGCUUAGAGAAACCUCUAGAUCUCCCCGAGACGCCCUAUAGUGAUACUGGAUCUUCCAAGCCUGUCAUCCCAUCGAUGCCCGACGACCUCGAUUCGCCGUCUUCGAAGUCGUCGAGCAAGCUCUCGUCGGCCAUCGGCACCACAACUGAAAAGGAAGAAGAGGAUGAUGAGGGCAUCAUUCAGCCCUUCCAUUCCUACGUACUCUCCCUGACCAUGAUUCUGUUUUCUGAAGUGGGCGACAAGACGUUCCUCGUCGCCGCUCUUAUGGCCAUGCGGCACCCGCGCGCUCUAGUCUUUUCCGCCGCUUUCUCCGCCCUUAUCGCCAUGACAGUCCUCUCCGCCGUCCUCGGCCACGCUGUUCCAACGCUGCUCCCCAAGAAAUUCACCAACUUCGCCGCGGCGGUGCUGUUCCUCGUGUUCGGCGCCAAGAUGGUGCGCGAAGGUCUCGCCAUGAGCCCCGACGAGGGUGUCGGCGAGGAAAUGAAGGAAGUCGAGCAGGAGCUCGAGGAGAAGGAGCAUCAGGCCAGCAAGCGGCGGCGGUCGUCCGUGACGCCGUACGUGCUCGAAGCUGGUCGCGGACGCCGCUCCCGUUCCAACUCGCGCCUGCCCACUCACCGCAGCCCGUCUUCGUCGCGCUCGCGCUCGCGCUCCCCUUCCGGCUCCGGCAUCACUCGCAUCACCGACGGCCUCGGCAACCUCUUCUCGCUCCUGCUCAGCCCCGCCUGGGUCCAAACCUUUGUUAUGACUUUCCUGGGCGAGUGGGGCGACAGGAGCCAGAUCGCCACGAUCGCCAUGGCCGCUGGACAAGAUUAUUGGUGGGUCACUGGCGGUGCGAUCAGCGGACACGCCGUCUGCACGGGCGUGGCUGUCAUCGGUGGCCGCGCCAUUGCGGGAAGAGUCAGCAUGCGUGUUGUCACGCUUGGCGGCGCUUUCGCCUUCCUUGUUUUUGGUGUCAUUUACCUCAUAGAGGCAAUGUACUCGGAGUAA
Molecule: messenger RNA, 1482 nt
Organism: Aplosporella prunicola CBS 121167
Lineage: Eukaryota; Fungi; Ascomycota; Dothideomycetes; Botryosphaeriales; Aplosporellaceae
Exons: 3
Coding region: 1-1482 (493 amino acids)
Biological process (GO): Golgi calcium ion transport; Golgi calcium ion homeostasis; manganese ion transmembrane transport
Cellular component (GO): Golgi apparatus; fungal-type vacuole membrane
Molecular function (GO): manganese ion transmembrane transporter activity; calcium ion transmembrane transporter activity
Source: RefSeq, a predicted model, not a curated record